Molecule: messenger RNA, 2769 nt
Organism: Rotaria sordida
Lineage: Eukaryota; Metazoa; Rotifera; Eurotatoria; Philodinida; Philodinidae
Source: the annotation of a GenBank genome assembly
AUGGAAAAUAACGAUAUUGAACAUCUACUUUCGCUUACAGGCGAACAUUUUUUUGCACAUAUUGAACAAAUAUAUGGAAAAUUAGUUGGAAAAAUUUUAAGAUAUCAUGAUAUUGAUGCGUACACAAUUUUGAAUAAAGUUGAUAAACAUGAACUGAUCGAUUUGUUCGAAAAACCUGAUGAUGAAAAUUCUACCAGUGAAUUAAUUAACUUAAAAAAGGAAAUUUGUAAUAUAUAUAAAGAAUCAAUAUCAUUAAAAAUUGGUACAAAAAAUAAAGUUAUUUUGUUGUUAAAAUCAACUCAACAUAUUAUUAAAAAGAAAAACUUUCAGCUAGCAUUUCAAACACGAUCACAACGAGUUGAUAAAUAUCGAUCAACAUCAGCAUCAACUAAGAACAAUCUCAGCGAUAGUGAUAAUGAAUGUAGUGAUGAAAAAUAUUAUGCAGCAGUUGAAGAAUCUAUUGAAAGUUUAUUAACAAAAUUACAAAACAAUAUUCAUGGCAUUAAUUAUACAAAUAUAUCAGCGAAAGAUUUCAAGAUUAUUAUUGAGAAGAACAUUGAUCAUAUUUUACCAGUUGGUUUUAUACAAUGUAUAUGUGGUGAUACAAUAAAAUUAUAUUUAAGAAAUAAUCGAUUUCAAGUAUCGAAUUUUAUGAAGCAUUUGAAGUACAUUAACAAUAAACCAACAAUCUUGAUGAACGAUUAUAAUAAAGAAUCAGAUGAUCCAGAAGUUCAAAAUCAAAUGGAAUUGGGUGAGCAAAUGUUGAGAAGUGAAAAUAUUCAAUCAAGUACUCAAAACAAAACUACUAAAACUGUUCAUGUUGAUAUAGAUGAUAGUAAUGUAUCAGCAUUAAUAAGAAUUAAAAAAAACAACAGUCAAGUUCAGAAUUCUCGUCUUGAACCAACCAAUGAUACAAAUAGUGCUUUAUCAGUUAAAACAGCAAAAAAUCGACAUGAUGAACAAGCUUUGACUCGUAUUCAGGCUAAAGCAAGUCAAACACAAAGUUCUAUUUCAUUCAUUUCUGCAGCAGCAUCAAAAAAUCAAUUCGUAAAUUAUCAACAAAAGCAAACAACAAAUUUACCACCCAAAUAUCAACAUUCACAAUCAUUAAAAGAACAAAUCUUAAAUCCAAACAUUUCAUCACAAUCCAAAAAGCGUAAAGCUGAUGAAGAUGAUCUACAAAUUGUAUCUUAUUCAUCGAAAAAAAGUAUCAAGAAAGUAUCUGAACAAAAUAUCUCCUAUUCUAAUACGAAUAGUUCAGAUAUUUUAUGUACUUUAUUAAAUACAAUUGAUAUAAAUAGACAUCGUUCAUUUAAUAAUUAUCGUUAUCCAAUUGCUGUAUUAAGAUUUGCAGCGUGCUUGUUUAUACUAGCCGGUGUUUACGUAUACGAAUAUAUUCGUAUCAAUAUGAAAUUUCUUUUACCAUCAAUUGAAACAGUUAAAAAAUACUAUACAUAUAAUCCUUACUCAGAAGGCAAAUUCCGUUUUGACGAAUCUAAAAAUUAUCUAGACUCUAUUAAUUGUCAAUUCGUGUUUAUAUCAGAAGAUUCUUCCGCCAUCAUUCCACGAGUGGAAUAUGAUUCAAUAUUUAAUAAUUUUAAUGGACUAGUAACACCAGUUUUAGAUGGAAAACCAAUUGAAAAUGCUUUCAAUUGCCAAUCUUUUGAAGAACUUAAAUUUUUAAUUGAAAACAAUACACGUGCUAAUUUAGUGAAUAUACAUUGCUUACAACCUAUUUUUAAUCAAGAUAUUUCUAUAACAUCAGCAGCAACAGUUUUAGCUGCAUAUGGCACCGAUAAUAAACUUACUUCAAUGGAUAUUAUAAAACGAUGGGUCAUGAUAUAUCAACAGCUUCAUUCCCGUAAUAUUCGUGUGUUAGGUUUUUCCACUGACGGAGAUCCGAAAAUUAAAAUUCCUUCGAGUUGGUCCUUUUGGUACUAUUUAAAACCGACUCAAAUAUUUAUGUUUAUGCAAGAUGGUGUUCAUUUAUGCACGAAAAUCCGUAAUAGAUUAUUAUCAAAAAAUGCUAAGCUAAAAAUGGGCUUAUAUGAAGUAUCAAUUAAUCAUUUAUAUGAACUAAUUAAAACAACAAACAAGCUUGAUCAUAAUUUAUCAAAAUCUGACCUGAAUAUUCGUGAUAAACAAAAUUUUUCUUCCUGUCAACGAAUAUCAGAUGAUAAAGUCUUGCAUUUAUUAUCAUUAAAUGAUCAAUAUAAAGGUACAUACAAUUAUUUAUUAUUGUUAAAUUUAUUAAUAAUAGCUUAUACACAAAGUAAAAUUUCUUUAUCAACUCGAAUUUUUUAUGCAUGGAUUGUAUUAUUUUUUAUUCGAUUAUGGCGAAUAUGGUUGCAUAUAACGAAAAGAACUCGUAAAUUCUCAAACAAAAAGAAAAAACAAAAUGAAAAAAAUUAUUUUAUCACUCCAAACGCUUUAUUAUCAAUAGAGUUGAAUGCUCAUUAUCUUAUAUACUUAUAUUUCUUAAUUGAACAGAAACUUGUACCUGAAUCAACAGCUAACUCUGUUCAUUUAUUUUCAUCACAACCAUGUGAAAAUGUUUUUAGAGAUGCAAGGGCAUUAUCUGGUAUUUAUUCGACUCGAAUUAAUUUUACAAUGAAACAAUUUCUUAAACGAAUAAAUAAACUCAAUAGUUUAACUGAAUUAAAACAGUUUGAGUUUACGAACAAACAAGAAAAAAUAAAUUUUCCUGUUCAUCAUAAAAAUAAAAGGUUUAAUAAUCAAACAAAAUCAAAUUUUACUGAUGAAGAUACU